This is a messenger RNA of Haliotis rufescens (red abalone), 2057 nucleotides long. RefSeq lists its product as uncharacterized. The coding region runs from base 940 to 1722 and encodes 260 amino acids. NCBI's taxonomy places the organism in Eukaryota, Metazoa, Mollusca, Gastropoda, Lepetellida, Haliotidae. The transcript is spliced from 4 exons. The record is from RefSeq and is a predicted model, not a curated record. Gene Ontology annotation, molecular function: protein binding. Gene Ontology annotation, biological process: signal transduction.
UAAAGCCAAAUGUCCGUUGGCGGGGCAUUAUUUCCAGAUUGUGUGUAUACAAGUAGGCCUCUCUACUAUGAACAAGUGGUUGGUGGUUUAAACCUCAGGGAUGUGUAAUGCGUCAAGUGCAAAUGGCACAGGUAGACAUACAAGUAGACAGUCCUUCUACUUAGAUCAGCCAGCCGUUUGCCGCUGACUAGCUUCAAGAGAGUGAAAAUGAAAGCAGAAAGUGUCAGUCUUUCUUGUCAGUACAGAGCCUCUGCACAUCCAAGACUUCUGCAGUCCCUCCUCGUGGGAACCACGGUGACUGUUACCUUGCGGUGUCAGGCUAAACUGUAGGGGAUCGGGGAGCAGCAUGAGCCCCUAGGUGUUGUGUGUAGGCCCACUGGACGUUGGACACGCCCUACCACAACUCCAAUCAUGUCCCAUCUAUGGGUCAAAUAGAAAACUUUAGCAUCGACGUUACCUAACGGUGCAUCAUAUGUGAAGAAUGUGCGACAAAAAUGUGCGUUCAACGUCUUGUUGCGAAGAGGUGAAAAGAAGUUGUUCGAGUUCGGAAGGAAGUUCAUGAGAUGGCCAAGACAUAUAUACACCAUUCGUCCACCCACAAUCUAAAAGAAAUAAAGACCAUAGAAUGAUUUUAAUUAAUUUAAUUAAAUAGGGUCCACCCAACUGAACCAGAGUAAAGCCCCAUACAAUUUACGACUAAGACAGACGGUUGAACUUUAGGUGUAUUAUAGGCCGACAAGCCAUAAUAUGUUUCGGUAAUUUCGACUUCGCCAACGAAAAUUAGGGCAUUUGAGACUUCGCUGAUUUGUUGUACUGUUUGUUUUUGUUCACAUGUUCACCGAGAGCUGAUGGCAGAUUAGGAAACACGAACACGUGGGUUAGAAAAGAUUUUGCAAAUGUUGUAAUAUCUUCUGCAUUAUUCUGUUUCAGAACAAACUAAUGCCGGUACAGUUUAUGAUUUCAACGGCUGAGUUCGUGACCGCUCAUACACCAUUGCAAAUAAGAGCAAAGGCGUACAUGUGUUCUAUCUUGGCCCAUUGGAGGAGAUUCGCUCUUGGAGUUAUGUUUCUGUUCGACAUCACAGAAACAAGGAAAACAAAGAAUAUUGAACUGAUGCGCAUUGAACAGGGGUACAGAAGAAUCGAAACGAAUUGUUCCCCAAGUAUUCCACUUGAGGACAAGGCAGUUAUUAAGAUAAAACCUUCUGGAAGCUUGACAUAUCAAGAGAGAUACCCCAGAAAAUGCUAUCAGCUCCGAUCCAAUAAAAAUGCAUCUACAAAUUGCGCACCACUGAUGUUCGCAAAACGACCAUGUAAUCAAUGUAUUGGUGUAAUAGUAUUUGAGGAUACGAACAAGCGAGUUAUUCACUCAUUUCCUCUAGGCGAAGUUGACGUCGACCAGGGCUCGAGAAGUAAUCAGAAUAGAGAGCACCCGACACUGUCCGAUAAAAGCUUGAAGGCUCUUUGGCGAAGCUUGACCGAGUCUGACUGGCAGCUUGUUGCAAUAGAGCUGGGAAUUCCACAUGUAGAAGUAUGCAGGAUCUGGGAAGGACACAAGGCCAGUCCAGGAUAUUCAAUGCUGCAGAUGUUGAAGGGGAGACGAUCCGGCGGUACCGAUGAUGCGAUGCUUGAUGCAUUUGAAUCAGCCUUGAGAUGUGAAGAACACACUGACAUUGCAGAACGACUAGCAGAUGCGAGGAGAAAGAAAAUAUGCUUUGAAUAACAAGCGUUCCCAAAAUCAAUUAACAUAAUCAAAGUUGAGGUAAAGAAGUUGAUAAUAUAUCAAACGAUUGAUGUUAAUUGAUAAGUUUUACUUUAUUUACUUCCUGUGUGUGUUUUGUGUUUUCUGUUUUGUACAUAUUUCUCAAUGAAUAUUAAUUAAGUGAUUCGGAUCUGUUCGUAAUACUUUGAAGAAUGUACAUUCAUAAGACAAAUUUGUAGAAUUUAUGAAACCUUAUGUUCACAGACGUGUAAAUACAUAUUCGUAUUCACUGCAGGACAGUAUUGACUCCUGCAUAUAAUUUACGGUGAACAACUUAAUAAAGUAUCCGAACUACU